This is a messenger RNA of Alligator sinensis (Chinese alligator), 870 nucleotides long. RefSeq names its product olfactory receptor 226-like. The transcript has 2 exons. Gene Ontology annotation, biological process: G protein-coupled receptor signaling pathway. The record is from RefSeq and is a predicted model, not a curated record. Gene Ontology annotation, molecular function: olfactory receptor activity; G protein-coupled receptor activity. Gene Ontology annotation, cellular component: membrane. The coding region runs from base 1 to 870 and encodes 289 amino acids. Lineage: Eukaryota; Metazoa; Chordata; Crocodylia; Alligatoridae.
AUGGCUACUUAUUUCAUCAUCCUGGGCUUUCCCAGUCUUCAGAAACUGCAUCUUUUGUUAUUCUUUGUUGUCCUGACCAUCUAUCUCCUGACCCUGGCGGGACAUACUCUCAUCAUCUUACUAGUACGUGUAGACUCACGCCUCCACACUCCCAUGUACUUCUACCUCAGCAAUUUCUCCUUCCUGGAAAUCUGGUACACCUCCAAUAUCAUCCCCAAGAUGCUGAAAAUGCUGAAAGUCUUCCUGGGAAAUGACAAGUCUAUCACAUAUACCGGAUGCAUCACCCAGCUGUACUUCUUCAUGUCCUUGGCAACUGCCGAGUGCUUUAUCUUGGCUAUCAUGGCAUGUGAUCGCUAUUUAGCCAUCUGCCACCCUCUGCAGUACUCAACACUCAUGAACAAUAGGGUUUGCCUUCAAUUGUCUCUGUGCUCUUGGGUAGGUGCCUUUCUGGUCAUUAUUCCACCUCUGAUCUCAUUGUGUAAGCUGUCUUUCUGUGGGCCCAAUGAGAUUAACCACUUCUUCUGUGAUGUGUCACCUUUAUUGAAACUCUCCUGUGUGGACCCACAUGAGGCUGAAACUGUUGACUUUGUUGUGGCCACUGGUGUCCUUGUGAGCUCCAUUGUCCCAGUCGUGGUUUCCUAUGCCCUUAUCAUUGUCACCAUUCUGAAGAUGCCCUCAGCCACAGGGCGCCAGAAAGCCUUCUCUACUUGUGGCUCCCACCUGGUUGUGGUGUCUGUCUUCUUUGGUACCCUGACAUUCAUGUAUGCGCGCCCAGCCUCCCUUGACUCUGUUGACUUUAACAAGGUGUUGUCUAUCUUCAUUGUUCUAUCUGUCUGUUCUUUUAUGAACAGACAGAUAGAGAACUGUUGA